Messenger RNA from Adineta steineri, 4386 nucleotides. The record is from the annotation of a GenBank genome assembly. NCBI's taxonomy places the organism in Eukaryota, Metazoa, Rotifera, Eurotatoria, Adinetida, Adinetidae.
AUGGCUGCAAGAUUUUUAAGAGAUUUUGAACCACAACAUGCUCUUCGAAUACUAGAUGAGUUAGCACCAUCACAACAAAUGAGAAAACCAAUUGAAAGUUUUGAUGCUAUACCGGUUGUUUCACUCGAAGACACAGUUGAGCCAUUAGUUUCACUUGUUCCCAAAGUCAAAGAAAUGGACAAAUAUUUACUUGGUGGGGAUUUUCAUCAUGAACAAUUUCUUGGAAAAGCAGGUGAUAAAACUCUCUUCAAUAUUGAUUAUGAAUCUGUUGUUUCAUGUCUUGAUUCUAGAAACGGUCUUUUUAUUAUUCAAACGAAAGAAGUCGAAUCAGAUUAUCCUCUAUUAAGAUCAUCAUGUGGAAAAAAUUCAACAUCUCAACAAAACAAUACUCGUGAAACAAGUUCUCAUUCAAUCUCGUCUGAUUAUCAUAGUUCAGGACCAUCUAAAGGUCCAAUACCACCGAAAUCUCCCCCAGGACCCGCGCAUCCAAAUAUGUUUCACCCUCCACAUGCAGGUGAGAGUCUUAAAAUGAUUCGCAAUUUAGUGAAAUGUAUAUGGCAGAAAUUUCUUGAAUUAAAUCUAUACAAAAAACAUUCAAGUAAUGAACAUACUCUUGAAAAAGAAUUUCUUGCCACUCGUAUUUAUGUGAUUGCAUUAAUUGUAUGUGUAUCUAUCAUUACUAUUGCUGUUGCACUUAUCGUUCGACCUGUUGACAAAAUUGAAUAUAAACCUUCACAUGAGAAGUUUUCACAAUUAAUUCGAAAGUAUCCGAAUACUCUUCGUUGUCCAUGUUCAAAAUCUUCAACAAACUAUGCGAAAUUCGUCACUACUAAAGUUAGUUUUCAUCAAGUUUGUUCAAGUGAAUUUAUUCAACAGACAUGGAUUGAGAAAUUAUUUACAAAUGAAAAUAUUUCAAGCGAAUCUAUCGAUGAUGCUCGUAUUACUCUUAGUUUUUUUUGGCAAACAAUUGCUGGUUUAUGUAUAGCAAGUAACAAAAGCUGGAAUGAUGUUCUUGCAAAUUUUGAAGGUACAAGUUUUAUCACUCCUACAGCAGUUGCUGAACAAGUUAUUCGAACUCAGGCUGAAAACGCUCUUCAAAAUCAAAUAGAUCUAUCGAAAACAAUAUCAACUCGUAAUUUACUUGCUCUUCAACGUAUAACACGUGGAAAUCAAGUUGUAUCAGCUUUACAAACAAAUUUCUAUUUACGUUAUCCACCAGCACGUUUAAAUCUACCAAAAUCUGCAAAAAUGAUAGCUCGAACAUUUGGUAAUUGUAGUUGUUUAAAUAUUGAAGGCUGCCCACGAUCUGCUACAUUUAAUGAUAGUUAUGGUCAUUUAACUAAUGUACCAGGAAUGAUAGUAGAUUGUUUAAUUGUUGACGGUACACUUGCCUCAACACUUGAAUGUUAUUAUAAUCAAUCAUGCAUUUCAAUUUUACAUGGACAGUUAUCAAUGAAUAUUAAACCAUUAUCAAAUACAUCGAAUAAAAAUUUUUCUAUGUAUUCAACAGUACAAUUUAUCUUCAAUAAAUCAAUGAUAGAUGACACAAUAACUGAAAUUCGAUUUGAUAAAUAUUUUUCAGAAUGUAAUUGUCCUUUUUGCUCAUAUUCAUAUAGCAGACGUUUUGACAUUUUUUUUAUGUUCACGGCUGUUACUGCCUCUAUUGGUAUAUUGCCAGUAAUCAUACGACACAUUGCAUCUUUUAUUGCAACAAUGAUUUUACGUCGAAAAAAUCGAAUUUUACCAAUGGAAAAUGUGUCAGCUAUAACGUCUAUGGAACACAAUCGAAAGCAACGUAUACAACUUCGCAUUCGACUUUUAUUAAAUAAAUUAUGGCAAGCAAUUGUAUCUUUAAAUCUUUUUGAAAAACAAACACAUCGUACACCUACUAACAUUUAUCGAGAACAACUUCUAACAAGAUUUUUCAUUUUUGGCAUUGUUAUUUUAUCAAUUGCUGCUGGACUAUACACUAUUGUUAUAGAGCAAAAUCAAGUGAUAACAAUUCAAGAUCCAUCUCUUGAUACUUAUGAACAAUUGUAUAAGGAUCAUCCAACCACAUUAUAUUGUCCUUGUUCACAAAUAUCCAUUUCCAAUGAAGUUUUUCUUAAUGUAACAUUUGUAUUACAUCAAGUCUGUUCAAGUGAUUUGGUUUCAUUAGAAUGGUUACAUUAUCUGAUAUCUUUUGAUCCGACUCAUCUGCCGCUCGAUAUUAACUUCAAAAAUGCUGAAGAUUUUCGUAAAAUGGGUGUUUCUUAUUUUCAACUUUUAGCUGCUUUUUGUUCAUUAGCUGAAGCGAACAUUGCAGACGCACAGCAUGUAUUUAUUAAUACUAAAUUUAUUAACGAUCGUGUUCCUUCUGAAUCACGUUUUACUCAACAAACUGGAGCUAUGCUUACUACAUUUAUUGAUACAACAAUCAAUGAUUUUGUACAAACAUUUAAUUGGACGAAACUUCUUUUUCUUUAUAGUCCUCUUUACAAUGGACUGAAUACAAACGUUCUUAUAAAUAAAAGCAAUGAUGGUCAAGUAGUUGCUGAAUUUCGUGAAUAUCUUAUAGUAAUUGUCGCAUCAGACGGCUCUCCACAGCUUGUGCACCACUGCACUUGUGGAUCAGAGCCUAAUUUCUGCUAUGCAAUCCCCGUAUUAUAUAUGAAUACAUCAUAUCUUGACAAUAUUUAUAGAAAUUUAUUAUUCAAAAUAUUAUAUCUUGGUUGUUCACCUUUAAGUGGGUUUCUCAUGUCAAGAACGGAAUGGUGGUACGAUAUCACAUAUAUGAAACAUAUUCAUGCAACUUAUUCCAUGACUAAUCAUACUCGACCUCCACCAAAUAUCAAACCUCUUAACGCAUCUAUAUCGACUCAAUUUGAUGAUCCCAAAACAGAAGAUUUACUUGAUAAAAUGCUACUCGAAAAAACAAUCAAUAAUACAGACUUCGAUAGAUUUUAUAACGCAUGUAAACCUAGUUUUUGCUCAUAUACCGUUGUUCAACGUCGCCAUUACAUUGUGAUAAUAUUUCUUCUUAUUUCGAUCUGCAGUGGUCUAAACAAAGGUCUUCAACUACUUGUUCCACUAAUUGGUAAAAUCAUUUUUAUUUGUUUUGAUUGGAAAAGAAAUCGAAAUACUCAGCGAGGAUCAUCUUCAAUCGGUGUUCGUUUUAGAAACUUUCCACGUAUUAUCUAUGAUAAAAUUGAAAAUUUUAACAUCUACGAAACAGAAUUAAAUGAUAACACUCAUAUUCGUCAACAACAAAUUCAUACAAGAGUUUAUCUAUUUCUUUACGUAAUUUUACUCAGUAUUGUACUAUUUUAUACAAUUCUGGUCGAACGUCGUAUUAGUAAAACAGAUUUUCCACAUUCGAUUGAUGAAUAUGAACAAUUAUUAAGCCUCUAUUCAGAUGAUAUCAGUUGUCCAUGCACAUAUACAUCAAUUCCUUAUGGUAGUUUUAUCACUGAAUUACAACGUAUUCCAAUAAUUAUAUUUGCAGAUAUAGCAAAUUUUAUAACUGGAUCACCGAUCUACGGUGAAGACUACUCACUUUGGGGGAAAUCUUUCAUAGAAUCCUUGGAACAACUUUGUUCUUUGACAAAAGACAAUGUUAACAAGAAUAUUAACGUAUUUCUUGCCUCAACUUUGUUUACCAAUCAACUAAUGUUUGAAAGUCUAUUUAACACUGAAAUGGAUGAAAUACUAAGUCAAUUCAAAAAUAAAACAAAAACUACAUUUGCGCAUAUGUUAGACUUUAUUCGUUCAGCUAUCCAAGGAAAUGCUUUACUACAUAUAACUACAGACGCUUGGAGUUUAGUUGCAGUUAAAACAGAUGAUAAAAGCGAUACUAAUUUCCUCAAUGUCCCUGUUACGCGUAACAACACACAAGAGAAUACAAGUUGUUCAUGUGUUACUUUACGAACAUGUCGAAUACCACGACAAGUAAAGAUAGAUGGUGGUUCGAUUCCUAUUGAUGGUUUAGUUAUUGGUUGUCAUCAACUUGAAACACUACUUUUCUCAUCUUUAACUUGUUUCUAUUUCGUCGACUGCAUUAACAUCCUUCGAAAGGCUUUUUACACAAAAUCGGUAAUGAUGAAUCAAUCUAUCGGAUUGAAUGCUCAAAGAACACGAUUCUCUGUGAAUGAUACUGUUGAAAACAUAGCAUAUGAAAUGUUUAUCGAAUCAUGGUCCACUAAUAAAUCCUAUGAACGAUAUUUUAAUAGUUGCUCUCCAAGUUAUUGUAUUUAUACAUAUUAUCAAAAAUCUGAUGCAUUAGAAAUAUUAACAACAUUUUUGAGUGCAUCAGGUAGUUUAUCAAUUGCCGUUUACUUUAUCGUACCUUAUCUUGUUAAAUUAAUUAAGAAAAUUUUAAUUUGCUUUCGAACUACUCAACAACAAUGA